AACUAAAAACUAAAAACAAAACAAGGAAUUUGUCUCAUGGGCAUUGCCCAAUGGACUUAAAUCAAACAAAGCCCAUUGUCAAAAUAAUAGCAGCCAAUUUCCGGGUUUGGGCCCUUGAGUCUUUUACCUUCUUCAAAUCAGCGGCUUAAACCCUUAACCCUUCAAAUCCACCAUUUCUGUUAAACCCUGAAUCAUGUUCCUCCUUCGUAAAAUCCCCCACAAACCCCAAAAUUCCAAAUCAAUCCUCACCGUCGCCGCCCGUUUCUGCACAACCCAAAUCCCUACCGUCAAUUCUUUUCCCGAUGAGCCCACCGCCGCCUACUACGACCUCCUGGUCAACGCCGCCGGCGAAUCCAGAGACUUCGCCAACCUCCAGUACCUCCUCAACAAGCGCGUGAAGGACCACUGCUUCAACACCUCCAACACCUUCAAGUUCAUCACCAACACCGGGGCUUCCCUCUCCGUACUCCCCGAUCUCUCUCGGACCCUCGCGCGUCUCGACAAAGGGUUCACGCGCAAGAGCGCGUACGACUCGCUCAUCUCCCGCCUCUGCAAGCUGGAGCUAGUCGAGCAGGCGCUGCGGGUGGUGGACCUGAUGGCGCGUGAGAAUUUCGGCCUGAACGCGUGUACCUUCCACCCGAUUCUCAACGUGCUUACAAAGAAGGGGAAGAUGGAAGAGGCGUGGCGCGUGGUGGAGCUGAUGAGGAAAUCCGGAGCUCCGCCGGAUCUCACGUCGUAUAAUUAUCUUCUCAUGGCGUAUUGCUUCUCCGGAGAUUUGGAUCCCGCGGCCGGAGUUUUGUGUACUAUGGAGGAGGAGGGGAUGAAGGCGGACACGCGUACGUACGACGCGCUGGUGCUUGGCGCGUGCAAGGUGGGGCAGGCGGAGGGGGCUAUGGUGCUGCUGAGGAGGAUGGUGGAUGAUGGAGUUCCGGUGCUGCUAUCGACCCACGUGUACGUUAUUGAUUCGCUCUUGAGUCGGGGGUUUUACGCGGAAGCGGUAAAGUUUGUGAGGGGUUUUAGCGGGAAGGACACUUGGUUGGACAAGGAGAGUUUUGGGAGUCUGGCUAAGAGGCUCAUUAAGCUCGAGAGGCUUGGUGAGGCGAAGGAGGUCUUGGAUGAAAUGCGUGAAAGGGGUUUGGUUAUUGGAGAUAAAUUGAAGGAUUAUUAUGAAUCAAAGAUUACAAAUAAGAAAUAAGAGUUCAUAGGA
Messenger RNA from Rosa chinensis, 1207 nucleotides. Its product is annotated as pentatricopeptide repeat-containing protein At3g56030, mitochondrial. The transcript has a single exon. Gene Ontology annotation, molecular function: protein binding. Lineage: Eukaryota; Viridiplantae; Streptophyta; Magnoliopsida; Rosales; Rosaceae. Bases 194 to 1195 code for a protein of 333 amino acids. The record is from RefSeq and is a predicted model, not a curated record.